Molecule: messenger RNA, 2157 nt
Organism: Chenopodium quinoa (quinoa)
Lineage: Eukaryota; Viridiplantae; Streptophyta; Magnoliopsida; Caryophyllales; Amaranthaceae
Exons: 4
Coding region: 409-981 (190 amino acids)
Source: RefSeq, a predicted model, not a curated record
AUCUACAAUACGGACACACUAAUCUCCGAGAAACGUAAGAAAAAUGGCAGAUAUCAUGAACAGAAAACUACAAUUAACCACUCAAUAUUCAAUGCCCUCUUGCCCCUUCUACCUUUUUUCACCCAGAAAAAGUUUCACCAUUUUCACAAUUAACCCUUUCCCUUUUAUUAAUUUUUAUUAUCUUUUUUAUUUAAUUUUUUUUGUUUGGGUUGCUUCUUUACCAAAUUCCAUUACCAGACAGGGGAGGUGGAGAGAGAAAGUGAGAAGGGGUUAGACAUGAUAAAAACCCUGAUUUUGAUCAGAUCUAUCCAUUGCAAUACUCUAUUUUGAUGGUCUGAAAAUUCAAUUUAAUUUAAUUCUAAAAAACAAAAAAAAAUUCAUUAAAAAGAUUUAAUUUUUUUGAUUUCAAUGGCAAGUGCUUCUGUGAAGAUGAAGCCCAUCAACAGGAAUCAAGCUGGGCCUUCAUCUUCUUCAAGCAAACCCAUUUUAAAGAAAAAGAUUGAACCUUCAAAAUCUGUUGCUGAUUCCAAGUUUAAUAAGUCUGUCCCAGUAAAAACUGCAAAACCUGAGGAGAAAGGGAAAGCAGUUGUACCUGCAACACCUGUUAAGAAGAAAAGGGAGAAGAAGGUUUUCAGUUUGACAGGACAGAAAUAUGACCCUCCAGAGGAGAGAGAGCCCCUGAGGAUAUUCUAUGAAUCGUUGUCAAAACAGAUACCAAGUAGCGAAAUGGCGGAAUUCUGGUUGAUGGAACAUGGUUUAUUGUCUCCUGAAAGAGCCAAAAAGGCCUUUGAGAGGAAGCAACGAAAGCAGAAACAACUUAAGAUGGGAACUCCUAUAAAAUCAACGCCUGCACCUAGUAGACCAGAAAGUUCAAAUAGACAAAAGCUUGUAUCUAAGAACGGUGAUAUGAAGGCCAAGAAAAAAAUUGUUGAAGACAGUGAUGACGAAGUCAUUGGGAAUGCUAAAAGAAGGAGAGCAUAAAAUAUGGUACCUCCGCACUCCAUAGCAAAAUGAAUUUGUAGAACAUUCCAUAAGGUUAGUUUCCUUCUCAUUCAAAUACUGAACAAUACCAUAGCAAAAGUGCAUUGUAACAAUCUUAUAGGAUAUAAGUUAAAGUCCUUUUUUCACUGAUAUACAUUGUCAGAUUCAAGAAUAAAGGAAUAAAAUACAAGUUUCCUUUUAUACAGCUCAACUGUGUUAUUGAUUUCAGUGGUUCUACUUAUCUGACUGCUAGUUUCUCUUCAGAAUUAUUUGAAGCGUCCUCUUUGUGCUUAAUCUCAAAACAUCUUUCUUGUUGAGAUAUUAUAUCAAAGUUUCAUUUAGCAAUUUCAGCAUACUGGUAUUUUUUAUUGAAACUCUUACCUGUAGUUGGUUAUUGAAUGCUCAUGGGCCAUCUGAAUGCAUGCUAAUAACGAGCGGUUCCCGGUAUAUUUUUAACUAUAUCAGUCUUUAAUUCACCCACAGACCCAAAAAAUUAAAAAUCAGAAGAGGAGAAAUCUAGCAAUUCCAUGUGCAUUUGCAUUUAUAGUAAGGUCAGUAAAAUGUCUCCAUGAUGGUCCCUGUAUGGGCCUUUUUAAGGGAAAAACAUGAUUCCUGUGCCCUACAAUGCCUUAAUUUAGAUGGGUGGUUUCCAUUAUCAGAUUUUCAGAAAAAUUCUUGAAAAUCAACUUUUCUCUUUUACAUUUCUAUUAAUUGUCCUACAAUUGAUGUGUACUUGUGUCACAUGAUCAUCAUGUGGACGGAGCAGCGAGGAUCGCGAAAACAAUGAAAAAUAUCUGUCUCAGGUGGUGAUUAUUUAUGAGUUGUGAUGAUUUAUUGAUUCACUGUUAUAUUCCAUCCAUGGCAGCAAAGUUUAUGAACAAUUUUUAAGUCAUGUGGUUUAAUUGCAGCCAUUCAGGAGGAACAGGAAGUCUAAGGUGAUUGUGACAUUUAAGAUUUUGUCCAAGUUAAAAAAAUAUAUGGACUUUGACUACUGUUACCUUGUUUGUUAAAAGCUGCAAUUUGUGCUUUUGACAAAAUGAUUCUUUUAGAUUUUUUCACCUAGUUAUAACAAAAUUAUAUGUUCAGAUGAAUAAAGGUUACUCAACUUCAAUUUACAGCUGAAAUAGGCUCUGAUAAGUAUAAAGUGUGUGUUCUUUUGGAAAAAAAAAAAAAAAA